Molecule: messenger RNA, 2008 nt
Organism: Centrocercus urophasianus (Greater sage-grouse)
Lineage: Eukaryota; Metazoa; Chordata; Aves; Galliformes; Phasianidae
Gene: ARSB
Product: arylsulfatase B
Exons: 8
Coding region: 1-1545 (514 amino acids)
Source: RefSeq, a predicted model, not a curated record
AUGGAGCGGUUGUGCGUGCUGUGGUGCGUGCUGUGGUGCCUGCCGCGGCCGGCGGCGGCGCGGUCCCCCCCGCACCUGGUGCUGGUGCUGGCCGACGACCUGGGCUGGGGCGACGUGGGCUGGCAUGGCUCGGCCAUCCGGACGCCGCGGCUGGACGCGCUGGGGGCGGGCGGUGUGCGGCUGGAGCGCUACUACACGCAGCCGCUGUGCACGCCGUCCCGCAGCCAGCUGCUCAGCGGCCGCUACCAGAUCCACACAGGUUUACAACACCAAAUAAUUUGGCCGUGCCAGCCCAGCUGUCUACCACUUGAUGAGAAACUCCUCCCAGAGCUGCUUAAAGAUGCAGGAUAUGUUACUCACAUGGUGGGGAAGUGGCAUUUAGGGAUGUACAGGAAGGAAUGCCUUCCAACCCGCAGAGGAUUUGAUACUUACUUUGGUUAUCUUCUGGGGAGUGAGGAUUAUUAUUCUCAUGAUCACUGUGUGCUCAUCAAAGCAAAAAAUGUAACACGCUGUGCUCUGGACUUCCGUGAUGGAGAAGAAGUCGCAACUGGGUUUAAAAACAUGUACUCCACGAAUUUAUUUACAGAAAGAGCUGUAGAUCUUAUAGCCAAUCACAAAACUGAGAAGCCCCUCUUUCUCUACCUUGCUUUUCAGUCUGUCCAUGAACCCCUUGAGGUUUCUGAAGAGUACAUGAAACCAUAUUCCUCCAUUAAAGAUGAAAAGAGGCGCCAUUAUGCAGGAAUGGUGUCUCUUUUGGAUGAAGCUGUAGGAAAUCUUACUGAUGCUCUGAAAAGAUAUGGUCUUUGGAAUAACACUGUUCUUGUUUUCUCUACUGAUAAUGGAGGACAGACUAUGGCAGGUGGAAAUAACUGGCCACUUAGAGGAAGAAAAUGGACCCUCUGGGAAGGAGGAGUUAGAGGAGUAGGCUUUGUUGCAAGUCCUUUACUGAAGCAAAAAGGGGUAGAAAGUCAUGAACUUAUCCAUAUCUCUGACUGGCUGCCAACACUGGUGCACCUUGCUGGAGGACAUACCAAUGGCACAAAGCCUUUGGAUGGCUUUGAUGUUUGGAAAACCAUCAGUGAAGGAAGACCUUCUCCCAGAGUGGAACUGCUUCAUAAUAUAGAUCCCAUGUUUGUGGAUGAUUACCCAUGUUUUGGCAUUGACAACAGGACAUCUUUACCACAGAUCAAUUCUUUUCCGUUGGGUAGUACACUUUUCAAUAUCUCCAUGCAUGCAGCAAUCCGUCAUGGAAAAUGGAAGUUACUAACUGGAUACCCAGGCUGCGGUCAUUGGUUUCCUCCACCAUCUUUGUUCACUGAGUCACAGAUUCAGUCAUAUGAUCCACCAACGAAGAGACUUUGGCUGUUUGAUAUUGUUCGUGACCCUGAAGAAAAAUAUGAGUUGUCUGAAAAACAUCCUCAUGUGGUGAAAAAGCUGCUCUCACGUCUUCAGUACUAUUAUAAACGUUCAGUGCCUGUGUUCUAUCCUGAUGAGGAUCCCCAGUGUGAUCCAGCAGCAACUGGGGUCUGGGGCCCUUGGGCGUAGUGCACAGCACUGUAUCCUGUAAAACAUACCUGCAGUAGUGUUUCAUUUGUGGACUUCAGAAUCUUAGUCACAUCUGUCUUACCUUGUUACACUGUUGCUAAAUGUGAGCUCAUUCUCAGCUCAUUCUCUGCUCAUUCUCUUAAAGAAUGAGAACUCUUGAAAUAUGGUCAGAAUCCUAUUUCAGUCCUUCCCACUCUCUCCUUCCCAGUUAUUGUUUGUGAAAUAUUGAUAAAAAUAUAAAUCUGUUGUUUGAGUAUUCUUUUUUAACAUUAUGCCCUUAAAGCAGAAAGUAAAAUGUUGCUUCCUUCUCUGGAAGGGAUUACUUUUGUUAAAAAGCUGCAGUGAGUCAUGGCAGCAGAAAUUUUCAGAAUUCUCCUGUGGAACAAACAGAUUUUUUUGUUUCAUGUUUACUCAGGAGACAAAUUUUAUUGAAAGCUGUUCAAAAUAAAUAAAUAAAUAAAUA